Sphaeramia orbicularis (orbiculate cardinalfish) is the source of this 1134-nucleotide messenger RNA. RefSeq lists its product as uncharacterized. Gene Ontology annotation, cellular component: external side of plasma membrane. The record is from RefSeq and is a predicted model, not a curated record. Lineage: Eukaryota; Metazoa; Chordata; Actinopteri; Kurtiformes; Apogonidae. The transcript is spliced from 5 exons. Gene Ontology annotation, molecular function: signaling receptor binding. Bases 1 to 1134 code for a protein of 377 amino acids. Gene Ontology annotation, biological process: regulation of cytokine production; T cell receptor signaling pathway.
AUGAGUGUCCUCCCUUUCAACCCCUGUGACGUCACCAGAGCCUUCCCCUAUGACGUAGCCAGCCCUGACCCCAUGCGUACUAACACAGACACCGGCCACCGGAGCUCCGCCGGUCCCAGUCCCGCUGCUUCAGCCGCUACCAUGGACCUCAGACCGGGCUUCGCUUUACUGCUGUGUGCCACUGUUGUCCACAUGGCACCGGUACCGGGGCAGGUGGGUGACAGGGCUUCUGCUGCUGACCAUGAGUGGACCGGCCUGGCUGACCACCUCCACACCCCACAGACUGAGGACCCUUCUGGAACAGAUCCACAGGUAUCAGCUGAGACUGGACAGAAUGUGACUCUGCAGUGCCGCGGUCCACCUGACCCCGCCAUGGUGAAAUGGGUCCGACCGGACCUGGAGAGAGACGGGUACGUCCUCUACGUACAGGGUCGGAUCAGACCCAGCUACCACCAUGAGGCGUACAAGAACCGAGUGGAACCCCUAGACCCACCCAUGAAGAACGGCGUGUACUCUGUGGUCCUGAUGAACGUCAGCAGCAGCGACAACGGCACGUACAAGUGUGUGAUCGGAAUGCAAGGGCAAGAACCUACUGAACAGAAGGUCCACCUGCAGGUUUCAGAUGGAAACGAUGAGGAGGGAGGAGUCAAGGACGCAGGAGACAAGGAGGAAGGAGUCAAGGAGGGAGGAGACAAAGGAGGAGGAGACAAAGAAGGAGGAGUCAAGGAGGGAGGAGACAAGGAGGGAGGAGACAAAGAAGGAGGAGUCAAGGAGGGAGGAGACAAGGAGGGAGGAGUCAAGGAGGGAGGAGUCAAGGAGGGAGGAGACAAGGAGGGAGGAGUCAAGGAGGGAGGAGACAAAGAAGGAGGAGACAAGGAGGGAGGAGACAAGGAAACAGGAGUCAAGGAUGCAGUAGUCAUUGCUCUGUGUUGUGUUCUGGGUGCCGUCCUCGUUGUGGGCCUCACUGUGUUGUAUGUGAAGCGGAGAUGUGAAGCGUCUGCAGGAGACACUCCUGACACCGUGGUCUCCUGGUCCAGGACCAGUGGACUCCAGUACUUUUAUACCAAACUGAAACCAGCUUUAAAGGGUAAAGUGACAGGACCUGAAAACACUGACCCUCAGGACCAGGGUUAG